UAUAAUUUGAGCGAACUGGAUUGGACUAGAAUUUGGCCUUGCUUGGGCACACCAACUCGAAAACAACGCAUCUGAGAAGCAGAGAGUUCUGAUGGCCAUGGCUGCAACGAUGAUGCUGCCAAAACUCGCCUCUUUCAAUCACUGCCCAGAAAUCCGAAACCCCUAUUUCCGGUUUUCCAGGAAGAACCCUCGCCGUUGCCUCACUAACAAUGGUAAUUCCUUUCCAGUUAAAUCUUCAUCGAUACAAGGAAUCAGCGGGGAUGAGAGGAAAGUCAGAAGACUUGUCCAAGAAUUCAACCCCAAAAUUCCUAUAGAAGAAGCGGUUACCCCGCCAAGCUCCUGGUACACUGACCCCGAUUUCUAUUCUCUUGAGCUCGAUCAAGUCUUCUACAGAGGAUGGCAGGCCGUUGGGUAUACCGAACAGAUUAAAGAGCCACGCGAAUUUUUUACUGGCAGAUUGGGAAGUAUCGAAUAUGUCGUGUGUCGGGAUGAAAACGGCACAUUGUUUGCAUUCCACAAUGUGUGUCGCCAUCAUGCGUCUCUUAUUGCCUCUGGAACAGGGAAAACAUCUUGCUUCGUCUGUCCAUAUCAUGGUUGGACAUAUGGAUUAGACGGAGCACUUGUAAAGGCAACAAGAAUAACAGGAAUCAAGAACUUCAAAGUGAAUGAAAUGGGACUUGUUCCUCUCAAAGUUGGCAUUUGGGGGCCAUUUGUAUUGAUCAAUUUUGAUGGAGGAAUGAUGCCACAGAAAGGUCUUGAUACUAAUGGUGUGGCCCAUGACUGGCUAGGUAGUACAGCAGAAAUCCUGAGUUCCAAUGGAAUAGAUGCAUCGUUGGUUUAUCUUUGCCGACGUGUAUAUACGCUGGAAUGCAAUUGGAAGGUUUUCUGUGACAACUAUUUAGACGGCGGUUAUCAUGUGCCUUAUGCACAUAGAGGUCUUGCUUCUGGUCUCCAGCUUGACUCAUAUUCUACCGAAAUGUAUGAAAAAGUUAGCAUCCAGACUUGUGGUGGCAGUACCAAGGCAUUUGAACAAGAAUUUGACAGACUUGGUUCGAAAGCUUUAUAUGCUUUUGUCUACCCGAACUUCAUGAUCAAUAGGUAUGGACCAUGGAUGGACACCAAUCUCGUACUACCACUUGGACCACGGAAGUGCCAAGUGAUUUUCGAUUAUUUUCUAGAUGCUUAUCUCAAGGAUGACAGCGCUUUCAUUGAAAAGAGUUUGGAAGACAGCGAGAAAGUGCAAGAUGAAGAUAUAAUUUUAUGCAAAGCCGUUCAACAAGGCCUUGAAUCUCCUGCAUAUGACGUUGGGCGAUACAGCCCAACUGUUGAGAUGGCUAUGCAUCAUUUUCAUUGCCUGCUGCAAGAAAACCUCAGCCAGUCAUUCCGGAGAAGUAGGUGAUCCACUUGGAUCCAAUGAUUUUCAUUCAUGGAAACAACACACCACACACCUCGGCCAAAAGCCGAAAGGCUCGUGUUGUACUCUCUAAUAUCAACAAUUUGGUCAAGUCAGAAAAAAAUCAAUCAAAGAUAUCACAUGUUCACCUUACCCACGCGUUCGCUGCUCUAUAUCAAACUUGUGCAACGUACAUUUUGGAUCUGUACUGCAGAUAUUCAUUCGUAAUUUCACUCUUGAAAACUUUUGUUUGUUACU
Molecule: messenger RNA, 1651 nt
Organism: Sesamum indicum (sesame)
Lineage: Eukaryota; Viridiplantae; Streptophyta; Magnoliopsida; Lamiales; Pedaliaceae
Product: choline monooxygenase, putative (CMO-like)
Molecular function (GO): iron ion binding; 2 iron, 2 sulfur cluster binding
Source: RefSeq, a predicted model, not a curated record